Molecule: messenger RNA, 398 nt
Organism: Meloidogyne enterolobii
Lineage: Eukaryota; Metazoa; Nematoda; Chromadorea; Rhabditida; Meloidogynidae
Source: the annotation of a GenBank genome assembly
CUGGGAUUAAUGUUCAAUGGAUUAUUUGUGUGCUCCUGUCCCUCCUGCUCAUUGUUUCUUUGUAGCGCCCCAAAUGCGCAUUUCCUAUAGUGCACCAUCUCUUGACACUCUUCCACCGAAAGCGGGUAAAUCGUCUGUAUUAUCGGUUUUUUAUGCUCGUACCCUAAAAGGUCGACUCUGUAUUGCAAAGUUUGGCUGACUUUCAAACACCUCCACGCUUGAAAAGAGAAAAGCUCUUCGUUCGGUUUAUAAAUAUCUAAGCUAAGCUGCCUCAGUGGUUGUGUCAAAAAAUUUCCUAUCCCAACACAGGAUGAUUUAUCUCGCUUAAACUCUAUUAUUUUCGAAUUCAAACCCUUCGGGCAUAUCAUCGGGGAUGCUAAGCAUGCUACUAAGAGCGA